AUGGCAAUCACCAACGAUGGAAGGAAACGUGCUUUACUCCUUCACUAUGCUGGGGAGAGGGUCUACGACAUCUACGAUGCCGAAAAAGGUACAUCAGAGGGAACGUUCGAAGCAACAAAAACGGUGCUUACGAACUACUUUGCACCAAAGAAAAAUGUACAGAUGGAAAUCUAUAAAUUUCGUUCAUAUAAACAAACGAACAGUCAGACAUUAGAUGAGUACGUAACAGAACUCAGAACUUUGGCAAAGAACUGUGAGUUUACAGAUUGUGAUGCUGAAAUUUUACAGCAGUUAAUACAGCACUGUAAAUCUAAUAGACUAAGAAGAAGGGCACUGCGUGAACCAGAUAAAACUCUAGCAGAAAUACUCGCUCUUGGUCGUUCACUUGAAUUGUCCGAGGAACAAGCCCAGGUGAUGGAGAAGGAGAGGGAAUCUGUCAAUGCUAUUAAUCGAGGACGAAGCAAGCCCAGUCGAGGAAAAGGUAAACAAAGACCCCAGAAAAGCUUCAGUGAAAGUAAUCAUUCAUGGCACACUAACAGAUCAAGUCAGAAGUGUCGCAACUGUGGAGGUGAAUAUCCUCAUAGAAACAGCUGUCCAGCAAAAGGAAAACUAUGUAACUAUUGCAAGAAACCAAAUCAUUUCAUGAAAGUGUGCAUGAAAAAGCGUCGUAAUCAAAAUGUAAAUGAAAUUCAAGAAGGGGCAGUUGGGGGACAGUCAGAUUCUGAUGAAGAAGAAUAUUGCUAUGGAAUAAUUGGCCAAGUUGGAAAUAAAAGUCCCAGAACUAGUGUCACAAUAAAUAAGAAGAAAAUAACCAUGAUGGUAGAUACAGGUGCCUCUGUAAAUAUUUUGGAUGAAAAUACACAUAAGUUAGUGGGUCAAGUCAAAUUAUCAAAGAAAAAUCUACCAAAUCUCAUGCCGUACGGUGGUACUAAACCCUUGCCAGUGAAAGGUAAAUGCGAACUGUUAAUUGAAAAGAGUGACAAAUUUGUUUUAGACACGUUUUACAUUGUAAAAGGGAAUCAUGGUGCCUUAUUAGGUUUCGACACAGCAAAGAAACUUGGUGUGAUACAUGUUGUAAACACAGUCAAAGACAGAGAAAACAAAUAUCCUGGUCUAUUUACAGGAAUAGGCAAACUCAAGAAUCGCACGGUAAAACUACACAUUGAUAAAUCUGUGAAACCUGUCGCACAACGACAAAGGAGAACACCAUUUCAUCUGCGUGCUAAAGUAGAGCAAGAGUUAGAUAAAUUGUUGAAAGAAGACAUUAUCGAAAAAGUUGAAGGAGAACCAACACCUUGGAUUUCUCCAAUUGUAACACCACCAAAGAAAAACACAGAUGAGAUAAGACUAUGCAUUGAUAUGCGUGAAGCGAACAAAGCCAUAGAACGUGAGCGCCAUCUCCUUCCAACAAUCGAUGAGCUGAUCAACGAUUUGAAUGGUUCGACAGUCUACAGUAAACUUGAUUUACGUGCCGGAUACCAUCAGCUUGUCCUUGACCCUGAAUCUAGAUACAUAACCGCUUUCAACACUCAUGUCGGAGUUUUUAGAUACAAACGUCUAAAUUUUGGCAUAUGCUCUGCGUCUGAAAUUUUCCAAGAUACAAUCCGCAACAUCAUACAAGGCAUACAUGGAGCGAAGAAUAUAUCUGACGACAUCAUAGUAUACGGCAAGACUCAAACUGAACAUGACCAAGCGCUCGAAAAGGUAUUUCAGCGAAUACAUGAAAACGGCCUAACACUGAACGAGAAGAAAUGUGAAUACAACAGAAAAUCAAUCACAUUUUUCGGUGUUGUUUUUAGCGGCGAAGGUAUAUCUGCCGAUCCCAAGAAAGUAAAAGCGAUACAGGAAAUGACACCGCCGCAAAAUGUCACUGAACUGAAAAGCUUCCUUGGUAUGACCAGUUACUGUUCGCGAUUCAUACGCGAUUAUGCCAGUAUUACAGAACCGCUUAGAAAACUAACGAAGAAAGAUGUAGAGUGGCAAUGGGACAAAAGUGAGCAAAGUGCCUUUGAAAUGCUCCAGAAUGAACUAUCUAGUGAAACCGUUAUGUGUUACUACAAUCCAAGUGAAGAAACUCAAAUAAUGACGGAUGCAAGUCCUGUUGGAUUGUUUUGUUUUUUUUAA
Messenger RNA from Mercenaria mercenaria, 2124 nucleotides. RefSeq lists its product as uncharacterized. Bases 1 to 2124 code for a protein of 707 amino acids. Gene Ontology annotation, biological process: proteolysis. The record is from RefSeq and is a predicted model, not a curated record. Lineage: Eukaryota; Metazoa; Mollusca; Bivalvia; Venerida; Veneridae. Gene Ontology annotation, molecular function: aspartic-type endopeptidase activity. The transcript has a single exon.